AUGGCGAGCACGACACUCGACGAGAGCUUGGUCUCCUAUCUCAAGGCCCAUGCACCCAACAAUGCGGGCGCAGAGACAGACGCCGUCAAGGCCUCGCACGCCCUCUUUCCCCAAGUCACCUACACCGACGCCGAGAAGACGGAGCUGGGCCAAUGGCUUCACGCCGCCUCCCACAUCGCCUCGUCUGCUGAUGACGCCGCAAAAGCCGCCGAGCGCCUGUCGUCCCUGAACACACACCUCGCCAGUCGCACCACCCUCCUCGGCGCGAAGCCGUCUGUGGCAGACAUCGCCAUCUACCAGAAGCUCGCACCGGUCGUGUCACAAUGGAGUGCAGAGGAGAGGACGGGAGAGCAGGGUUACCACCACAUUGUCCGCCACGUCGACUUUGUCCAGAACUCGCCCAUCUUUGGUCUCAAGGUCGACGACAAGCUCAACAUUGACCAGGACGCUGUCGUCUUCAAGAUCAAGCCGGUCGACGCAAAGGCUGAGAAGGAGCGCAAGAAGAAGGAAAAGGAGGCGGCUGCUGCCCGUGCUGCGGCCUCGGGAGCUACACCCACGACAUUGACUGGUGAACAAGGAGGUCAAGCCAGCAAGAGCAAAAAGGACAAGGCCCAAGACAAGGUCCAAGCAGCAGGAGAGGCCAUCGCAUCAACCGUAGCGGGCAAGCCAACCGCUGGCGGACCUCCCGAAGGCGCGCCCACGAAGAAGAAGGAAAAGAAGGACAAGCAGCCCAAGCCCCAGAAAGCCGCACCCGUCGAAAAACCCCUCUCCCCCGCCCUCAUCGACCUCCGCGUCGGCCACAUCCUCAAAGCCGAAACGCACCCCAACGCCGACUCCCUCUUCGUCAGCACAAUCGCCUGCGGCGACGCCCCGGGCACAGAAAACACAUCCGAGUACGAGGGCCAGGUCGUGCGCACCGUCUGCUCCGGCCUCAACGGCCUCAUCCCCCUCGCGGAGAUGCAAAACCGCAAAAUCGUGGCCGUCUGCAACCUCAAGCCCGUCACGAUGCGCGGCGUCAAAUCCUGCGCCAUGGUCCUCGCCGCCUCGCCCAAACUCGCGCCCGGCGAAGUAGACGCCCACAAGGGCCCCGUCGAACUCGUCGAACCCCCGCCCGACAGCAAGGCUGGUGACCGCGUUUACUUUGACGGCUGGCAGGGCGACCCGGAGCCGGUGCUCAAUCCCAAGAAGAAGAUUUGGGAGACGCUGCAGCCGGGUUUUACGACGACGCAGGAGGGUGAGGUGGGCUUUGAUGUCGCGGUUGUGCCGCAGUUGGCGGGUGAGGAGCCGGAGAAGAAGGUUGGGGUUGCGCGGUUGAGGACAAAGGAUGGGGUUUGUAGUGUGCCGUCGUUGAAGGAUGCGGUUGUCAGGUAG
Molecule: messenger RNA, 1371 nt
Organism: Plenodomus lingam JN3
Lineage: Eukaryota; Fungi; Ascomycota; Dothideomycetes; Pleosporales; Leptosphaeriaceae
Cellular component (GO): methionyl glutamyl tRNA synthetase complex
Molecular function (GO): tRNA binding; tyrosine-tRNA ligase activity
Source: RefSeq, a predicted model, not a curated record